AUGGCUCUUAAGAAAGGAACAAAACAUGCCGCUACCCAAACGGCGGCCCUCAAACAAAUCCUCAAAAAGUGUUCAAGUUUUGGAAGGAAGAAUACGGGUCAUGAUCAUCACGACAAUAGCCUUCCACAUGAUGUCCCAAAAGGCCAUUUUGCAGUAUAUGUUGGCCAAAAUAGGACCAGAUACAUCAUCCCCAUUUCUUGGCUGGAACACCCGGAAUUCCAGAGCUUGUUACAACGAGCUGAAGAAGAGUUUGGCUUCAACCAUGAGAUGGGCCUCACCAUUCCUUGCGAUGAAGAAGUUUUUUGCUCUCUAUUUUCCAUGAUCAGAUAA
Messenger RNA from Coffea arabica (coffee), 330 nucleotides. Its product is annotated as protein SMALL AUXIN UP-REGULATED RNA 9-like. The record is from RefSeq and is a predicted model, not a curated record. Gene Ontology annotation, biological process: response to auxin. NCBI's taxonomy places the organism in Eukaryota, Viridiplantae, Streptophyta, Magnoliopsida, Gentianales, Rubiaceae.